Anopheles gambiae (African malaria mosquito) is the source of this 5935-nucleotide messenger RNA. RefSeq lists its product as uncharacterized. Gene Ontology annotation, molecular function: RNA polymerase II cis-regulatory region sequence-specific DNA binding; DNA-binding transcription factor activity, RNA polymerase II-specific. The coding region runs from base 1523 to 3676 and encodes 717 amino acids. Gene Ontology annotation, biological process: anatomical structure morphogenesis; cell differentiation; positive regulation of transcription by RNA polymerase II. The transcript has 3 exons. Lineage: Eukaryota; Metazoa; Arthropoda; Insecta; Diptera; Culicidae. The record is from RefSeq and is a predicted model, not a curated record.
CUCGAAAACAUCGAACGAGUGUUCAGUCUCAAAACAACACUUCCCGAGGCGGACGCAAAAACUGCGACCUGCCCGUCCGAAAGGCGUCUUUAGAUUCGCAUCUUAGUAGCAGCAAGCAAGCAGGCAAACACCCCCCAAUUUAGCAAGCAGAAGCACAUCUCGGGGCCACACAUCGGAACAGUCUGCCACUGUUCCGAAACACAAGUAGCUCGCGGUAGUGCGGUUUCAGUGAGCCAGUGCGCCAGUUGCAUCGGCCCCCGGCACCGAACGGAACGGCAAUCAUAUUUUUGCAAAACAUUUUCUACACACGCACCAUCGCGUCCUUGCUGCAAGGUUCCGUUCCCGUUAAACUUCCGCCAAGUUCCAAGCGCGUGCGAUAAAGUUUCACUGUGUGCUGUGUCGCCUGGGAGGUGUUUUCCUUUUGCGUGCGGUGGGCCUUGUGGUGUGUUGGGGUUUUUUUUUCGGAGGUUUGCAGUUUUUUUGUUUGGGUUGGCACACCAUCUGCAUCAAUAAAUCUUCUCGCGUUCUGCACCGAUUUAUAAGACGAUUGACUGUUGGGUGCAUUCUUUAGUCGCUGCGAUUCAACCAAACGAGUGAGACUGUUGGUAGCAAUAAAGGGUUAUAAAAAAAAACUGACAAUUUUUUUUCUAAAAACUAAAAAACUUGUUUAAUGUGAAAGUGUUAAAUUGCUUUAAUUUUGUCCUUCUUUUUUUAAUCUAAUAGUAACGUAAUUUUUCAAACAAGAAACGAACGUACUGUGUGGUUCAAUGCAUUGCAAGUGAUCAAAAGAAGAAGAAAAGCAGUUUCAGUUAUUUGUUUGUGUGUAUAUGUGUAUGUGUGUGUAUGUGCAUUUGUUCCUGUGUCAUUACGUGGAGUAAAGCGCUACAAAAAAAAAAAAAACAAACCAAUACAACAAUCGUGCACACAGUAAAAUUUUAACAAAUUGACGCCUUGCGAGUGAGUUUAAACACAGAUGCAUAAAAAAUGAAAACAACGCAACUCCGGUGCCCGAGUGUAUGUAACGCGUCCAGAGCAAAAGAUUAGUGCGUAGCCGGUAAAGCCGACCCGCUCGACACAGUUCUCCUGAUCCACGCGAGGAGCAGGUGCAAAUUGCAAAAGAAACGAAAGUGCACAAAAAGAGGGUGAAGAAAGCAGGAAAAGUGCCAGUGUUUUGUGCGUUUUGUGUGCGUGUGAGUGUGUGUUGUAUAUCCCACUAUCCAUCCCUCCGAUGGGUCACGGGCUGCGUGAAAUGUGCGAAAGUAAAGGCUAGCAAGUACAUCGCCGUCUUCUUAGUAGUGUGCAUUAGCGCGUUUUGAAGUACAAAACGUGCGUAGCCAAUUAAUUAUUUUUGCAUUAAUUUUGAUUGUUGGUUUGUUUGCUUGGAGGAGUUUUCUAUCUAAAAGAAGCUAUAGAAAGAGUUCAGUAAAGGGUGAGCGGAAGGAAAUCCGCUCGGUUCCUUCCCCUACAGUGUAGGGAAGUGUGUGGUGCCGUGGUUUUUCAAUUCUCCGCGGGGGCAGCAGUGAUGAUACCCCAACACAAUCAGGUGAUCAACGCGUUGUCACAGCACGGCAGCGAGAUGGAUACGGUGGUGGUGCAACAGCAACAGCAGCAGCAGCUGCAGCAGCAGUACGGCAACAACGCCUCGCCGCCCGUGUUCGGCUCCCAGAUGGUGGAUAAGAACUCCAGCACGCCCUACACCGAUGCAACGCAGACGAAAAAACACAGCCCCGGACACAUCAAGCGGCCGAUGAAUCCGUUCAUGGUGUGGAGCCAGAUCGAGCGGCGCAAGAUUUGCGAGGUGACGCCGGACAUGCACAACGCGGUCAUCUCCAAGAACCUGGGCCAGCGCUGGAAGCAGCUGAGCCCGGAGGAGCGCCAACCGUUCAUCGAGGAGGCGGAGCGCUUGCGCAAGCUGCACACGCAGGAGUACCCCAACUACAAGUACCGUCCAAAGAAGAAGCAGAUCAAGGGUAGUGGUAGUGGUGGCGCAGGUCCGGCAAGCUCCCCCAAGAACGGUUCGUCGUCGUCCUCCUCCUCCUCCUCCUCCACUGGUGCUGGUUCGCCCGCCCUGUCCACGUCCUCCUCGACCGGUUCUCCCGACUCGGUAUCGUCCCGGGACAGCUGCGGUUCGUCCAGUAGUUCCUCCUCGUCGUCCUCGUCGUCGUCGUCCGCCAAAUCUCCGGCUGCGCCGACCGGCAAGCGCAGCCGGACCGCGAGCGGGAAGGUGUCCAAGGGGGGCGCUAGCGGUGGCUCGCUCAAGGGCAAGAAGCAGCUCAUCCUCGACGAGCUGGGCCAGCCGACGAUGGCGGCGGUCGCGACGGCCGCCACCAUGCCGCCCCUAGCGGCGCAGCCCGACUGUUACUCGCUGGCCGCAACCAAGCUGCUGCCGAACUCACCGGAGAGUGCCACGUUGUACGACGAGCGGUCGCUGAUCUCGCCCGAGCCCACGUUUGGCUCGUUCACGGAAGGCACGCCCCUGUUCAUCCGCACGCCCGACCACAGCGUGUUCGCGGUGGACGAAAGCAGCCACUUUGAGCACGAGGCCAAGGGCUUCCGCUACGCGCACGGCGCUACGCCCGAUCUCACCGGGGGAGACAGUGUGGGGAGCCCGCUAGGCCACACCAACCACACCACCUGCUCGACCGCCUCCGCCACCAAUACCACCUCCAGCAGUCCGGCGACCACGGUCACGGUGCAUCACGGUGCGCACGUGCCGUCCUGCAACAGUCCCCUUCCGCAACAGCACCACAAUCAACACCAGCAACACAAUCAGCAGCAACACAACAACAACAACAACAACAACAACAGUCUUCAGAUCAACAACAAUCACCUCCAGCAGCAAACGACGCCGUCCGCCAAGUCCGUCUACGCCGACAGCGACGGUGACUGCAUAAAGACGGAGAAGUACUACGAUGACGAUGAGUGUCAGAGUGACCACUUUGGCAGCAUGCUGGAUCUGGAGCCCGGUGUGUGUUUCAGCGACAUUGAGCCCUUCAACGGGCAUUUCACGCUGGCUGAGCCGCAGCACCAGCAGCACCAACAGCAGCAGCAGCACCCACAGCAGCAACAGCAACAGCAGCAGCAGCAGCAGCCACAACAGCAGCAGCAAUCACAACAGUCACACCACCUCAACCAGCAACAGCAGCAGCGGGGCGCACUAGCGAGCUUUAACGAAAUCACCAACGGACAGCAGUGCCACCAGCCAUUGCAGCAGCAGUUGCUGCAACCGUUCCAGUACUCCGAGGCAAACCAGCCCCUGAUUGCCAACAGCCUUCACCAGCAGCAGCAGCACCAGCAACAGCAGCAGCAGCAGCAGCAACAGCACCAGCAGUUCCAGCAGCAUCUGCGCCAGUACACGUGCCAGCAGCUAGCGGUGGAGAAUAUGGGCAGCUUGUCGCUGAUAGCCGAGACGUCCAUUGUGCCCAACUGUCAACCGUCGCCGUCGGUCGACGGGUUCGGUACGCUCGUGGCACUCGACAGCCACAUCAUCGACAGCAUGAGCCAGUCGGACGAUCAGAACCUGCUGGACGGUAUUCUGGACGUGUGCGCCGCCCAGAUGGACUACACGUUCGAGGGCAUGGAAACGGCCUCCUCGUCCAGCGGCUCCCAUCUAGAGUUCAUCGCCGAGGGCAACAGUAUUUUCCUGUCCGAGCAAAACCUCAGCUUCAACGUGUAAAAGCAGCGGCGUCUAUGGUGAACUGGUGAGCGAAAUAUCCUCCAAAAAAAAAAAAAAAACAAAAAACAAAAGAACCUUUCCUCACUACUCAUACACACAUCUAUACAAAUCAAAACUUUUCCCCCACACACCAACAAACAUACACAUAAAUAUAUAAACCAACACACGGGUGCAUAGUAGAGAAAGGGAUUUGAGCCUUCGUAGUCUUGGAAUUUAUUAUCCACAAAGAAGGGGAAAAGUAAAAACAGAUGCAAAGUAGACACUUUGUUAUCAUUUAUCACAACAAACAAAAUGAGAAAGCGAGAGAGAGACAGAGAGAGAGAGAGAGAGAAGAGGAAAAAGAGACAGAGAGAGUAAGGUAAAAGAGCAGACAAAGAAAAAAGGAAGCGUAAGAAGGGAAAAAAUAAGUGCUUUAUCAGAUGAGGUGCAUGAUUGUAAAGAAAGUGCGUGAGUGCGAGAGAGCAAGUGAGAAAGAGUGCGUGAGUGUGUGUAAGUUUGUGUGUGUAAGCGUACAGUAACAGAAUGAUCUAGAACCUUAAGGAAAACUUAAAAUAUAGCCAGAAAAUGCGCGUUAGUGCGCGUGUUUGUCAAGUAUGCAAUAUAACAAAACCAUAAAGCAAAACAACACUAAGUAAGAAAACAAGCAAAGAGUUCAGAAAAUUGAAUCGAGAAAGAAAGAAAGUCCAUCGGAUUGCAAAUCGCUAAAGAUACAAAUGAAACAAAAUGGAAAUAAAACGAAACCGUAAACAAAACACACAAACCGAGCGACUCAGAGCUUACAGAAAAAUAGGAAAAGAAAACCACAUACAAACACAGCGACACUCACAGAAAGAAAAGUGAUCGGAGAACGUUUGACGUUAAGAGAGUACGAUGCAUAGCUGGUUGAAGAAAAAAAAAAAGGAUGCUAACAUAAGUGGUGAGUUUGUGGGUGAGGUGCGGACGUGCUUUUCAAAUGGUAACUCUGGGCAGCAAUCUUGCGCUUGUGUUCCUGUUUGCGAUCAAAUUAUUCGAUAUGGAGUGCCGAUUUUGAGCGGAACAAAUUCCACGCAGCCGAUGGCGAAGUGGGGCAUCAAUGUGGAUCGGUACGGGUUUGGAAAAGGGAUGGAAUUUUGGGGUUCGCAGCGUCGCGUACAGUUUUGUAAUUAAAAAUAGCUCACGUACUUGCUGGUAGCCGAACUGAAGAAAAAAGUGGCGUUGUGAUUAAAAUUGUACUGCUGAAUGGAAUAUAGGACGGCAGCGGGUGAGCAAUUUGGCUGUCUUAUCCUCCGGGUUUCCGAGUGGAAUCCAAAUGAUUGGAAUCGCUGUCCAAGGUGUUCUAAUAGAGUGAGAUUUAUUUGUAAAUAGCUCAUCGUUAGGGUCGCUGUGUGUAUGUUUUAUUGCCGGUUUGGACCUCACGCCACGGGUUUGGAAAAUUCCAUUCCACAGCAAUUGAAAAAUACAAACUGGUUUACGGUAAAGCAGCGUGUAGCGAAGAUGCAUCCUGCCGGUCCGGUAUGGAAUUUAGCAAAAAUGACUAUUGUGAUGGAGCAAACAACUUCCCCACAGUACUUACUCGCUCCUUCGGGGGGAACCUACUGACAGGGAACUGCACAGAAUUCCCUGAUAAAGGUGGAACAAUUUGAUUAAUGUAAUACCCAGCUUCCAGUCCCGGAAGGCGCAGCCACGAGGCUGGUGUAAAAGAGGUGUUUUAUUAAAUUUCUUUCACGCUCCUGCAAACAAGCAGCGUACCGUGAAGCAUCGGCUAAUGGAAAAAAAAACACGCGGCAUGCCUGCCUGCUAUCCUGCCUGGCCCGAUAGUGGCUGGCUGGCUGGGCUAAGCAGCAAUACGGGUACAUUAUCCUAUUUUCGUCCAAUUUCUACAAUUUCUUUCCAACUUACGGUGAAAGAAGCGGUUUGCGAAAGGCGAAGAAGGAGGUUGGAUAAAAAUUUCAGAUUCCACUGCGAAUCGCUUGAAUCGGUUUUACCCCAACCGUUUGUUAGUUCGCCAGUCCCGUGCUCUUCGACCCAGUUUCUCCCGGUUCGCCAUAUAGCCCUUUCACGGAAUAAUCGAAAUUCAGCCACCAAAACGCACCAAAUCAGGAUAUGCACGGAACCCCCCGGGGCACUUUCGGACGAACGGAGAUAUUGAAAAACUGCCCGAAGGAUCGGCGGGCAUUGGGUUUAUUAUUCCUCUGUGCCCUGGGAGCCAGUGGGUCCUGGUUAUAUGGGGUUUUUUGCCUUUCAUUUUGGGUUUGGCACACACACACACACAAAAGAAAA